Messenger RNA from Didymosphaeria variabile, 2913 nucleotides. It is a transcript of the gene MCD4, whose product is annotated as Glycosyl phosphatidyl inositol anchor synthesis. Gene Ontology annotation, biological process: GPI anchor biosynthetic process. Gene Ontology annotation, molecular function: mannose-ethanolamine phosphotransferase activity. Lineage: Eukaryota; Fungi; Ascomycota; Dothideomycetes; Pleosporales; Didymosphaeriaceae. Gene Ontology annotation, cellular component: endoplasmic reticulum membrane. The coding region runs from base 1 to 2913 and encodes 970 amino acids. The record is from RefSeq and is a predicted model, not a curated record. The transcript is spliced from 6 exons.
AUGGCGCAGGUCGGUCGCUACCGCUUUCUUACAAUAGCGGUGGUUUUUCACUUGGUCUACAUUUACAGCAUCUUCUCGAUUUAUUUUGUGAGCCCGGUCGUCCAUGGCAUGCGAGAGCACCGUCUCGAGAACAAAGAAGCGCCUGCAAAAAGAUUAGUCCUGUUCGUUGGAGACGGUCUACGUGCGGACAAGGCAUUCCAGUCCUUUCCCGACCCAGAUCCCGUAAAUAAAGACUCGAAAGAAGCCAGAGUACCCCGCCGUCUUGCGCCGUUCCUCCGCUCCCGCGUCCUCGAACAUGGCACGUUCGGCGUAUCUCAUACGCGAGUUCCAACCGAGUCCCGACCAGGCCAUGUUGCGCUGAUCGCGGGACUGUACGAGGACGUUUCCGCGGUUACAACUGGCUGGAAGCUGAAUCCCGUGCACUUCGACAGCGUGUUCAACCGCAGCAGACACACUUGGAGUUGGGGGAGCCCGGACAUUCUUCCCAUGUUCGAGCAAGGAGCCGUGCCUGGAAGAGUCUACGCGGACACUUAUGAUGCUGAAGCGGAGGACAAUUCGAAAGAUGCUUGGGUCCUGGACACGUGGGUAUUCGACAAAGUCAAGACCAUGUUUGCAGAAGCAAAGACAAAUGCCACGUUGGACGCGGAGUUGCGCAAGGAUAAGAAUGUGUUCUUCAUGCACUUGCUUGGGCUAGAUACCACAGGACACUCGCAUCGCCCAUAUUCAUGGCAAUACCUACACAACAUUCAGAUUGUAGACCAGGGUGUUCGCGAGAUGACUGAGCUCAUUGAGGAAUUCUACAAAGAUGGAAAGACUGCGUUUGUCUUCACAGCAGAUCAUGGGAUGAGCGAUUGGGGAAGUCAUGGAGACGGUCAUCCGGACAAUACUCGCACACCAUUAAUCGCUUGGGGCUCUGGAGUUUCAGCGCCCGUUGUCAAUAAGUCUGGCAUAGCGCGUGGGCACGAGGACGGUUUCUCUUCCGACUGGGGACUGGAUCAUGUCCAGCGGCAUGAUGUCGCCCAGGCUGAUGUCGCCGCUCUCAUGGCGUAUCUGGUUGGACUGGCGUUUCCAACAAACUCUGUCGGAGAGCUACCACUUUCGUACCUGGACACAGACCCCGAAUCUAAAGCUGAGGCUCUCCUCGUCAAUGCCCAAGAGAUCUUAGAGAUGUACCACGUGAAAGAGGACCUGAAGAGGUCUAAUGAGCUGCGGUACAAACCUUUUCCUGGCCUAGGCGACGAGACCCAUUCUGUUGAGUAUCGCGUUGCCCAGAUUCAGAAAGCCAUCGACGAGGGCGAUGCGGACAACGCGAUCCGACAGAGCCAAGAACUCAUCCAAUUGGGACUGCAAGGCUUACGAUACCUUCAAACUUACGACUGGCUAUUUCUCCGAACUUUAAUUACUUUUGGCUACCUUGGAUGGAUCGCAUUCGCGCUCACAACCGUCAUUGACCUUCAUGUUCUUCACGGAGACUCGGAGACGGCUCGCACUCUACCCAGCAAGAUUGUUUUCUCGUCUAUACUAGUGUUACUCUACUCUGUGCUUUUUCAGCAACGGUCGCCUUGGAUUUAUUAUGCUUACGCCUUCUUUCCCGUUCUAUUCUGGGAAGAAGUCUGGGCUCGCCUUCCGGCAAUCAAGCAGGGCGGCAAAGUGCUUUUUGCUAACGUCAAUUCGGCCGCAGACAUCUUAAGGCUUUCACUUUCCACGGUCGGCUUUUUCGGCCUUUUAGUUGCUCUCGGGGAAAGCUAUUUUAGCCGAGAGAUUUACACCAUAUGCUAUCUGUUGGCGACAUCCUGGCCCAUUUUCUAUGGUGAAAACUUUAUGAAGAAAAAUUAUGGUGCUGUCUUCUCCUGGGUGGUAUCCUGCAUGUUGAUGAGCACUUUCACCUUGCUCCCAGCAAACAAAGCAGAAAAUCUGAGCAACAUUAUGUAUGGAGGUGCUCUCAUGUUUACAGUGGGCGUACUCUACAUGGCUUUCAAAGCGCUCAGUGACAUCUUCGCCACUGAUUCGGAACGAGCCAACGCAAAAACUGAUGUCGUGUCCACGGUCAUUUUUGGAGCCCAGACAGGACUGGUCGCUCUUGCUAUGAUCGUCACUAGAUCCAGUGUCAUCACGUUAAGAGCUCGAGAAGGACUUGGAUCUGGUAAUCUUUAUGUCGGAUGGUUCACACUUUUGGCAUCACUUGCUCUUCCAUCAGCGUAUCCUCGGCACGCCAACCAACACUACCUUCAGAGGUUGAUCGUCAUAUUCCUUCAAUUCUCGCCUACUUUCAUCAUCCUCACCAUCUCGUACGAAGGCCUUUUCUACUUCUCAUUCUCUCUGUGUCUCUUCAGCUGGAUGCGGUUAGAACACAAAGUCUACCAACAUACAAUCAACGUUCCGGACAAAACUGCAAUAGCAGCGAAUUCACUAAAGCCAACCGUGGCGGCGGCGACAGACCGGCUUGCCGCACUGAAGACAGGCGACUAUCGAUCGCUGACGCUGGCGGAUGCCAGAAUCGCCCUGUUUUUCUUUUUCUUCAUUCAAUCCGCCUUCUUCAGCGCAAGCAACAUUGCAUCCGUCUCAUCCUUCUCCUUGGACGCCGUAUAUCGUCUCGUCCCCAUCUUCGAUCCCUUUUCCCAAGGUGCACUCCUCAUCCUCAAGCUCAUGGUCCCAUUUGCCGCUCUGAGUGCUACCUUCGGUCUCCUUAAUCGCAGACUUGGCGUCGCGCCCUCGGCGUUGUUUAUGGUCGUGAUGGCGGUCAGCGACGUUAUGACACUUUCAUUUUUCUACAAGGUCAAAGAUGAAGGCAGUUGGUUGGAUAUCGGUACCACGAUUAGCCAUUUUGUCAUUGCAAGUCUGCUAGGUGUGUUCGUGGCUGGGUUGGAAUUAGUCAGUGAGGGUAUCAUUGGGGAUGUAAGAUUCGUAGGAUGA